UUUACUUUGAAAAACCAUACCCGGAAGUUAGAAGUUAGCUUCUGUUGUGGCUCCGUUUUAGCGGGUGAUUUGUGUGCGUUUGUAUAGCAUCCACAGUUUCUAUAGUUUAUUUACGUUUCGCUUGUUAUUUUUAUACUAAAAGCAUUACUGAAACAGAUUGUACUUGACGUUCAUGUAGGUGUCGGUCAUUUUGCCGGCAGAACUAGAUACCUGUUAGCAAGCUAGGCUAACGUUAUCGUUAAUAGCACAUUAAAUUUAGCUCUGGUUUGUAGUCCCAAAGUAAUAAAGGUAGCUUUCACAAUGUCUCUGAGCGCUGUUCACGGAACUCUGUCGAGUCUGAAAUCCUGUCAGGCUGACAUCGGGACAGGUAUGGACAUUGUGACAGACGUGGCUAUGGACCUGGCGGAAGCUCAGGUUGAAUCUAUGAAGAAUGCCAGAGAUAACACAAUUGGACAGACAUUACAUAGGAUUUUUGCACAAACAAGAUGACGAGAUGAACCCGGGCAUCAAAGAGAUGGAGGCCAUGAUUCUGGAGUGUGCCAAGCUGGACAGGGAGAUUAACUACUUUGUUGAUGUGGUGCAACAAGUCACAGCUGAGGUUACCACUCAACAGCCGGAGGCUAUGUUCAGCCUGUCUGCCAAAGUGAAGGAGCAGUUCACAGAGAGAAUAGCCCGACUCUCUGAUGCUGACCUGCACACUCACCAGAAAGUAAUGGCUUUCAAGGAAAGUGUCAAAAACUCUUUCAAACAAGCUAACCAGGAGUCAGCAGAGAGCAUGGAGGAGCUCGAUGAGGACAUCGCUGUGACACAGAGUCAAGUCAACUUCACCUGCCCACUCACACAGGUGGAAAUGGCGAACCCGGUGAAGAACAAGAAGUGUAACCACCACUAUGAUGAAGCAGCAAUCCUGGGCCUGAUCAAAACAAAACACAGCCAGAAAAAGAAAUGCCGCUGUCCCGUGGUGGGCUGUGGAAACACAGAUGUGAAAGAUUCUGACCUCAUUCCUGACCAGAUGCUGAGGAGAAGAAUCCAGAGCUACAAGAGGCAGAACAACCGGACUUAAUGAUGAACAUUUCUAUGGAAGUAAUUAAUAGUUAAAGAAAUACUUUUUACUAUAAUGAUUUUGUACACUGAGAAUCCAGAAUGUUUAUAUUGCCAUCUGUGCUUUUAUAUAAAAUUAUCAUUUUUUUAAAAACUCAGAUUUGUACCUUGUAAUAUUUGCUGCUCCGUUGAAUCUGGAUGACUUGUUAUAGUAUUUCAUCUUGAGAACUUUCGUUGAGUGUAAAUAAAUCGUAAGAUAAUUACAUACUUAGUAUUUUCACAGUCUGUGGUGGCUAGUUCAAGAGUCUAACUGAUGCAGUAAGUCUACUGAACCACGAGAGGGCAGUGUUUGCUUAAAGUCAGUGCAGAAAGGUGCUUCAGGGUUUUGAGACUCUUCUAAUUUCUCAGCUUCACCUACAUCUAGGGUUGCAGGCCAACAUGGCAACUGUAGAUCCAAGAAAGGAUGAUCUUUUACUUUAGAUAAAAUAAAAUCCUUCAAAAAUGGGCUCAGUGAAUGAGCCAUAAACAAACAGUUCUUUUACAUCAGUGGGAAUGCACUUACGUGAUUAAGCCUGCUCUCGCUCCUUGUGAAGGGUCUUUGUUUCAAAAGAAGAAACAAACAAAGGCUGCGUUGAGAUGAAACUAGGUGAAGCUAAUCUUUUAAUAGCCUUGCAUCAGGAAUAAAAAAAAUAUCUGUAAUUGCCCUCUCUCUACAGCGAGUGCGUCAAACAGCACUAAGAACAUUUCACCAGUGAAGCUAUUAACUGGCAAUAAAUGACUGGCUAGUGUUGACUCAUUCAUUUCUCCACUCUACUUCAUUUUGAAUUGCCAUUCUGCAAAUCUAAUCUUGUUUACUACACAACAUGUGAAGUCACUGGUAAUUCCCCCCCACACACAAAACGCAGUUUACUUUGAGCAAAGUGCACACACUUCAGCGUUCACCACAUCACAGGAAGGAGCCGUCGAGCUGUUUCCUUUGUGAGGAUGUAGAAGCGUAAAUAUCCUCGGGAAUCACAAUAACCGUAUGGACACAGUGCUGAGAAAAAUAAACAAUUUCUCACAGAU
Messenger RNA from Oreochromis niloticus (Nile tilapia), 2106 nucleotides. It is a transcript of the gene nsmce2, whose product is annotated as NSE2 (MMS21) homolog, SMC5-SMC6 complex SUMO ligase. Gene Ontology annotation, cellular component: nucleus; Smc5-Smc6 complex. Gene Ontology annotation, biological process: protein sumoylation; double-strand break repair via homologous recombination. Gene Ontology annotation, molecular function: zinc ion binding; SUMO ligase activity. The record is from RefSeq and is a predicted model, not a curated record. The coding region runs from base 431 to 1063 and encodes 210 amino acids. The transcript is spliced from 7 exons. Lineage: Eukaryota; Metazoa; Chordata; Actinopteri; Cichliformes; Cichlidae.